Messenger RNA from Eutrema salsugineum, 1362 nucleotides. Its product is annotated as replication factor C subunit 5. The transcript has 9 exons. Gene Ontology annotation, biological process: DNA repair; DNA-templated DNA replication. Gene Ontology annotation, cellular component: nucleus; DNA replication factor C complex. Gene Ontology annotation, molecular function: ATP binding; DNA binding; DNA clamp loader activity. The coding region runs from base 102 to 1187 and encodes 361 amino acids. The record is from RefSeq and is a predicted model, not a curated record. NCBI's taxonomy places the organism in Eukaryota, Viridiplantae, Streptophyta, Magnoliopsida, Brassicales, Brassicaceae.
CCUCAAAAAUUGGAGCUUGGCGCCAUCAGCGAGAGAGAAAGAGUGAAAAGAGGGCUGAGUGAGAGAGAUUCCGAAGCAAUUUUCGUUUUUCGGCGGCGAAGAUGACUGAUAUAACAUCUGCGAUGGACAUUGACGUAGACGAAAAUCAUUCUCGCAAGCCGAGUAACAAGGGCAAAGACAUCGCCGGUUUUGGUGGUCCGCCGCAGAGUAAGGCGACGCCUUGGGUCGAGAAGUAUCGACCUCAGUCGCUAGAUGAUGUCGCAGCACAUCGUGACAUUAUUGAUACGAUUGAUAGGCUGACCAAUGAGAACAAACUGCCCCAUCUUCUGUUGUAUGGUCCUCCCGGUACAGGCAAAACAUCGACCAUUCUAGCGGUUGCCAGGAAACUGUAUGGACCAAAGUACCGUAAUAUGAUUCUUGAACUGAACGCCUCAGAUGAUAGAGGAAUUGAUGUUGUAAGGCAGCAGAUUCAAGAUUUCGCUAGCACGCAGAGCUUCUCACUAGGAAAGUCUUCGGUUAAGUUGGUUCUGCUAGAUGAAGCAGAUGCCAUGACAAAAGACGCUCAGUUUGCUCUGCGUAGAGUGAUUGAGAAAUACACGAAGAGUACUAGGUUUGCGCUCAUUGGAAACCAUGUCAAUAAGAUCAUCCCAGCUCUACAGUCCAGAUGUACCCGAUUUAGAUUUGCCCCUCUUGAUCCUGUUCAUGUGAGUCAACGUCUUAAACAUGUCAUCGAAGCUGAAGGGCUUGAUGUAAGUGAGAGUGGUUUGGCGGCUCUUGUACGGCUGAGCAAUGGAGACAUGCGAAAAGCCAUGAACAUUUUGCAGUCAACGAAUAUGGCGUCAGAGAAAAUUACAGAGGAAGAGGUUUACCUCUGCACUGGAAACCCACUACCCAUGGACAUUGAGCAGAUAUCUCACUGGCUUCUGAAUGAACCAUUUGCUGAGAGCUACAAAAAUAUAUCAGAGAUGAAGACGAGAAAAGGACUUGCCAUUGUUGAUAUCGUCAGAGAGGUUACCAUGUUUGUUUUUAAGAUCAGCAUGCCAUCAAAUGUCAGAGUUCAACUGAUAAACGAUUUGGCAGACAUCGAGUACAGAUUGAGUUUUGGAUGCAACGACAAACUGCAGCUUGGAGCUAUUAUUUCUACUUUCACACACGCCCGGUCUGCCUUGGUUGCUGCAGCAAAGUAAACACUCUGUGUUUUUUUUUUUACCCGCAGUAGCUUUGUAUGAGUUGGUUUUUAACUCAACAAAACAAGAAUGUUUUACCUCGGUGAUGUCUGCUUAUUUUGAAAGUUUCAAUUCCUCGAUCAAAAUGUAUUCUACUUUAUUAAUGAACAAAACGAGUAACAUACUUAGAGAAAAA